Messenger RNA from Aureobasidium namibiae CBS 147.97, 921 nucleotides. RefSeq names its product alpha/beta-hydrolase. The record is from RefSeq and is a predicted model, not a curated record. Gene Ontology annotation, cellular component: extracellular region. The transcript has 4 exons. The coding region runs from base 1 to 921 and encodes 306 amino acids. NCBI's taxonomy places the organism in Eukaryota, Fungi, Ascomycota, Dothideomycetes, Dothideales, Saccotheciaceae. Gene Ontology annotation, molecular function: hydrolase activity.
AUGCAUUUCUCUUCGCUCAUUGCUCCCGUCUUUGCCCUUCUGGGUGCCGUGUCUGCCAACUCGCUCGCUGGUCGUGCGGCCCAGCUCACUCAGGUCCAGAACUUUGGCGACAACCCCAGUGGAACUGGCAUGUACAUCUAUGUACCUACCAAGCUUGCUGCUAAGCCUCCGAUCAUCGUUGCCAUUCACUACUGCACUGGUACUGCCCAGGCUUACUACCAGGGCUCUCCCUACGCCAAGCUGGCUGACCAGAAGGGUUUCAUCGUCAUCUAUCCUUCUUCUCCCCACAGCGGAACUUGCUGGGAUGUCUCUUCGCAGAAGUCCUUGAAGCACAAUGGAGGUGGUGACAGCAACGCCAUUGCCAACAUGGUCACCUACGCCCUCAAGAAGUACAACGGUGAUGCCAGCAAGGUCUUUGUUACCGGCUCCAGCUCUGGUGCCAUGAUGACCAACGUCAUGGCCGCUACCUACCCUGAACUCUUCGCUGCCGCCACCGCCUACUCCGGCGUCCCCGCCGGCUGCUUCGUCUCUUCCUCCGGUGCCGUCGAUGCCUGGAACUCCACCUGCGCUCAAGGCAACGUCGACCAAUCCGCCGCCUACUGGACCAACGUCGUCAAGGGAAUGUACCCCGGCUACAGCGGUUCCCGUCCCCGCUUCCAAGUCUACCACGGCAGCAUUGACACCACUCUUCGCCCCAACAACUACAGAGAGAGUGUCAAGGAGUGGACAGGUGUUUUCGGCUACGAUGCUACCAAGCCUCAGACUGUCAAGAACAACUUCCCUGCUAAUGGAUACACUACUGAUAUCUGGGGUGUUGAUUCAACCAACCCUCUGGGCAAGGUUCAGGGUAUCUAUGCUUUGAACGUUGGACACACUGUUCCUAUCAAUGGUGCCCAAGACAUGGCUUGGUUCGGUCUUUAA